Messenger RNA from Cuculus canorus (common cuckoo), 661 nucleotides. RefSeq names its product dromaiocalcin-1-like. The transcript is spliced from 5 exons. NCBI's taxonomy places the organism in Eukaryota, Metazoa, Chordata, Aves, Cuculiformes, Cuculidae. Bases 1 to 507 code for a protein of 168 amino acids. The record is from RefSeq and is a predicted model, not a curated record.
AUGGGACCCUCUGCGCUGCUGCGGCUCUGCCUGCUGAGCACCCUGGCCCUGCACCCCACCCUGCAAGCCCCCCGCCCUCUGCCGGGUGUUGGGGUGCAGCGGCACGAGUGCCCCCCGGGCUGGCUGGAGUUGGGGCGCCGCUGCUACGGGUACUUCUCCUGGGAGCUCUCCUGGCGAGAGGCGCAGGGGUGGUGCAGGGCCUCGUGCAGCGGCUGCGGCCUCGCCUCUCUGCAUGGCCCCGCGGAGCACCGCGCCCUCGCCGCCUUCAUCGCCCAACGCCAACGCCGCGACGAUGAGGAUGAGGAGGACGUCUGGAUCGGGCUCUACCGCAGGGGCCGGGGGUGGCGUUGGUUGGGGGGCUCUGACCAGCGUUGCCCCCCCCGGAGGGGGGACGAGGACUCCGACAGCAGCCGCUGCGCCGCCUUGGAGGAGUCAACGGGAUUCCUGAGUUGGGAGGGAGAAUCCUGCGGGGAGAAGAAACCCUUCCUGUGCCAGCGGGUGCAGUAGGGGGGUACCCCAAAAUCGGCCCCCCAAUAUCGACCGGACCCCCCCCACACACACACUGCACCCCAACAUCGAUCGGACCCCAUCCUGCAACCCAACAUCGACUGGGACGCCCAACCGCACCCCAAUAUGGACCAGACCACCCUAACAGCACCCC